Molecule: messenger RNA, 351 nt
Organism: Prorocentrum cordatum
Lineage: Eukaryota; Dinophyceae; Prorocentrales; Prorocentraceae
Source: the annotation of a GenBank genome assembly
AUGCAGAAUUCGUGCCUCCGCGCCCGCGGCGUGCGGCACGCCGCGCCCGCGGCGCGCCGAGGGCGCGGCGGCGGCGCCGAGCGCCGAGGCGAUCCGCGCGCGCGCGCGCUCGGCGCGCCCGCCGUGGCGGCGGCGUCCCCCUCGGAGUCGAGGCGGGCGUCCGUCGGGAGGCGUCGGGUCGGCGCCCCCCCGUGGGCUGCGGCAGGCGAGCUCCGCCCUCGCCGAUCAACGAGUCAGGCAACGCGUUGGAGGAUGAGAAGGGAAUUCUUCACUUUUUUGUUUGCUCGGGCUGCCUGGCAUCGGCUGCUCGUGCACCAGAUGCGAGCUGCUACCGGGGCUGGUCCUCAAUGA